CUGGAUAGCGACUGUUUCAAAAUGGCGGACGACGAUCAAGAUUUCGACGAUUUUGAAGACCAGUUGGACGAAGUAGAUGACCAGGAACCACUUGAAGUUGAAAAAGAUGAAGAGCAGGAGGAAAAUGUUGACAUCCUGCCGUCUGGUGAAGGUAUGAAGGUCCCCAAUGACAAAAGGGUCACAACGCCAUAUAUGACAAAAUACGAACGAGCCAGGGUGCUUGGGACAAGGGCAUUACAGAUUGCUAUGUGUGCCCCUGUUAUGGUGGAGUUGGAGGGGGAGACAGAUCCACUUCAGAUUGCCAUGAAGGAACUUAAAGCAAGAAAAAUUCCCAUCAUUAUUCGACGGUAUCUGCCAGAUGGAAGUUACGAGGACUGGGGUAUAGACGAGCUGAUAAUCACAUAUUAGUCCUCAUUUCUCAGUUUCUGUCAGCAAUAGCAUUUAACAUCAUUUGUAUGAAUAUGUAAAUAAACUUUUAUACAUGA
This is a messenger RNA of Lineus longissimus, 485 nucleotides long. RefSeq names its product DNA-directed RNA polymerases I, II, and III subunit RPABC2-like. The transcript has 5 exons. Bases 22 to 408 code for a protein of 128 amino acids. The record is from RefSeq and is a predicted model, not a curated record. Gene Ontology annotation, cellular component: RNA polymerase III complex; nucleus; RNA polymerase II, core complex. Lineage: Eukaryota; Metazoa; Nemertea; Pilidiophora; Heteronemertea; Lineidae. Gene Ontology annotation, biological process: transcription by RNA polymerase II; tRNA transcription by RNA polymerase III; transcription by RNA polymerase I. Gene Ontology annotation, molecular function: DNA binding.